Molecule: messenger RNA, 758 nt
Organism: Cimex lectularius (bed bug)
Lineage: Eukaryota; Metazoa; Arthropoda; Insecta; Hemiptera; Cimicidae
Gene: rtv
Exons: 3
Coding region: 16-675 (219 amino acids)
Biological process (GO): positive regulation of voltage-gated potassium channel activity; sleep; regulation of synaptic transmission, cholinergic
Source: RefSeq, a predicted model, not a curated record
UGACUUAUUGCAUAAAUGUCUUGGAAGUCAAAAUCGUGCUCUAUGCUAAUUGAGAGGAGCAUCACCUUUCCAAGAGAUAUACAUAACAUGGAAUUCCUGACAAGGAACAGUAGGAAUGACCUUUGCUCAGGUCCCCCUCCAGGACUUCUUUCUUCCCUACUCUUCCUUCUUCCCGUUAACCACGGGUUCACUUUCAUUUUCAGUCCUCUGACCAUGAAGGUGCCAAUAUCCUCGAUAAGUUUGAACGUCUGCUUUUUACUCAUAACAUUACAAUCAUUAGUCAAUAUCGUCGAAGGGGGAUUUAAUAGGUGUUUUAAAUGUCGCUCUCGGGGAGAUCUGGGCAGCUGCAAAGAUAAUUUUGUGUACAACAACGCAUCUGCCCUCGACGAGGUCCGUGGUAUCGAGGCUGUACCAUGCACUUCAGGAUGGUGCGGGAAAAUUUUAGACAAAGGAAGCAAUUCUUUCAAAGACGAAGAAUAUGGAGCGGCCACUGAACGGCUCUGUCUACAAAGAGGUCCGGAAGACAGCGAGGAAAGGUGCGCGCUUACAACCUGGAGAAACGAGAAGGUCUUCAUGUGCUUUUGCCAAGGGGAUUUGUGCAACAGUUCUACAAAAUCAGCAAUGACAACGAUCCUUCUCCUUGUAUCACUGCUUCCUGUCUUGAUUAACAAUUGAACGAAUCGGUUUAAAUACUGUGAUUUAAAACAUGUAAUUUAUUUUACUUUAAUUUUUCUAUAUUUUUUAUACAUUUAAUGUUA